This is a messenger RNA of Zingiber officinale, 2510 nucleotides long. RefSeq names its product LRR receptor kinase BAK1. The transcript has 11 exons. Gene Ontology annotation, molecular function: protein binding; protein kinase activity; ATP binding. Lineage: Eukaryota; Viridiplantae; Streptophyta; Magnoliopsida; Zingiberales; Zingiberaceae. The coding region runs from base 242 to 2128 and encodes 628 amino acids. Gene Ontology annotation, biological process: protein phosphorylation. The record is from RefSeq and is a predicted model, not a curated record.
AUUAAAAAAUGAGCUAGGAAAGGGGAGAGAGAAGAGAAGAAGCUACUGGCUGCUGCUCCUACUGGAGUCGAUCUCUGACGGAUCGCGUUGUGGUCUCUGGUUCAAUUGAUGUGCGGUGGAUUGGAGCUCAGAUUGGUGUAUUUUCCCUUCUUAAAUCGUGAUAAAUUUGAGUUCCUCGCGAAAUUUGAACGGGAUAGGGUUCUUCCUAUGGAUCUCGAGUAGAGCCGGUGCUAGUGGAGGGAUGUCGAGACCAGAGUGGAGGAUCGUGAUCUCUUGGUUUUUAUGGCUUUUGCUGGUAUUCCGCCCCGUGGUUCUUGUUUGCUCCAACAUGGAAGGUGAUGCACUGCAUAGUUUAAGGACCAAUCUUGUUGAUCCAAACAAUGUCUUGCAAAGUUGGGAUCCAACUCUUGUCAACCCAUGUACAUGGUUCCAUGUUACAUGCAGCAAUGAAAAUAGUGUCAUAAGAGUUGAUCUAGGCAAUGCAGCAUUAUCUGGCCAAUUAGUCCCUGAACUUGGUCAGUUAAGAAAUCUUCAGUACUUGGAAAUCUACAGUAAUAACAUUAGUGGAACAAUACCAGUUGAACUGGGGAAUCUAAGAAACCUUGUGAGCUUAGACUUAUAUCUGAAUGAUCUCACUGGUGGAAUACCUGAUACAUUGGGGAAUCUUGUGCGGCUCCGUUUUCUCCGGCUCAAUAACAAUAGCUUGUCAGGUCAAAUUCCAGAAUCUUUGACACGGAUCAAUUCACUCCAAGUUCUGGAUCUAUCAAACAACAAUCUAUCUGGAGAAGUUCCAUCAACUGGUUCCUUUUCACUAUUCACUCCAAUAAGUUUUGCCAACAAUCCUCAAUUAUGUGGACCUGGCACCUCGAGACCGUGUCAGGGCUCUCCUCCAUUUUCUCCACCUCCUCCGUACAAUCCUCCUACACCGAUAAGUUCACAAGGGAACGGUGUGUCCAUCACUGGAGCAAUUGCUGGGGGAGUAGCUGCUGGUGCUGCUUUGCUGUUUGCUGCACCUGCGAUUGGAUUUGCAUGGUGGCGACGCCGCAAACCGCAGGAACAUUUCUUUGAUGUACCUGCUGAAGAAGAUCCAGAAGUUCAUCUUGGCCAGCUUAAACGAUUUUCAUUGCGUGAACUUCAAGUUGCGACUGAUGGAUUCAGCAACAAAAAUAUUCUUGGUAGAGGUGGGUUUGGGAAGGUCUACAAGGGACGGCUUGCAGAUGGCUCAUUAGUAGCAGUAAAAAGGUUAAAAGAAGAGCGCACACCAGGCGGUGAGCUUCAAUUUCAGACAGAAGUUGAGAUGAUCAGCAUGGCAGUUCACAGAAAUUUGCUUCGCCUUCGCGGUUUUUGCAUGACACCGACUGAACGUUUGCUUGUCUAUCCAUUCAUGGCUAACGGAAGUGUGGCAUCUUGCUUGAGAGAGCGACCUCCAUCUCAACCUCCACUUGAUUGGCUUACGCGAAGGCGAAUUGCAGUGGGAGCAGCAAGGGGCUUGUCAUACCUGCACGAUCAUUGCGACCCGAAGAUCAUUCAUCGGGACGUCAAAGCAGCUAAUAUACUAUUAGAUGAAGAAUUUGAGGCCAUUGUGGGUGAUUUUGGUUUGGCUAAACUCAUGGACUAUAAGGAUACGCAUGUUACAACCGCUGUUCGUGGAACAAUUGGUCACAUUGCUCCAGAGUACUUAUCUACAGGAAAGUCUUCAGAGAAAACUGAUGUCUUUGGGUACGGAAUCAUGCUUCUGGAGCUUAUUACUGGACAAAGGGCUUUUGAUCUUGCUCGGCUCGCAAAUGAUGAGGAUGUCAUGUUGCUCGACUGGGUGAAAGGACUUCUGAAUGAGAAAAAGCUUGAAAUGUUAGUAGAUCCAGACUUGCUCAGCAACUAUAUAGAGGCAGAGGUGGAAUCACUUAUCCAAGUUGCCUUGCUCUGCACACAGAGUUCCCCGACUGAUCGUCCCAAGAUGUCAGAGGUCGUGAGAAUGCUUGAAGGUGAUGGUCUUGCAGAGCGAUGGGAGGAGUGGCAGAAAGUGGAAGUGGUGCGCCAUGAGUUUGAGAUCGCACCACACCGCAACUCCGAAUGGGUAAUCGAUUCCACAGACAAUCUUCGUGCAGUGGAAUUAUCAGGGCCAAGGUGAUUACAAUUACAUCACUUCAUCCCCAACCCUGUCCACCCCAGGUGCCCAUUCUGUUUCCAGUUAGAUUUGUUCUGUUCAUGUAUCCACUGGCAACUGAGUGUUUUUAUCCUCCUGUUCUUUCUGUUCAGUUUUCCUUUCUUUAAAUUCAAAUUUUAGUCUAAUUGUGCAGGAGAUGAUCACCUUCUCUAUGACUAGCAAUAUUUCACUCGAUUAAGGUGAUUUGUCAGAUAUAGUCAAGAAUAGUGCUAGCGUAUUGUGUACAUUGUGUUUUUCUGCAUCCAUUAUUUUAACCACCAAUUCCAUAUACAAGGAAUAUUAAUCAUUGUUUGUAUUCAGAUUUUAUCAAGAUUUAUGAGAUCUAUAGUUAUAUUGAUAGAUUUUA